Lolium perenne is the source of this 710-nucleotide messenger RNA. Its product is annotated as protein translation factor SUI1 homolog 1-like. Gene Ontology annotation, biological process: translational initiation. The record is from RefSeq and is a predicted model, not a curated record. Gene Ontology annotation, molecular function: translation initiation factor activity. Lineage: Eukaryota; Viridiplantae; Streptophyta; Magnoliopsida; Poales; Poaceae.
UCCAGCAAACUCCAGGCAAAAAAAGCGUUGUUACAUCCGCCAGCGGAGCUUUCCGGAACACACCACUCCGGCCAGAUCAAGAGGGACUGACUUCAGGAAGGUCUCCAUCUUCGCAUAAGAAAGGCCUUAGGACCACCAACUUUAUUUAUGCCAGGCCAGCAGCCCCCAUGCCACUAACCGGCUUCGGAGAAGACGAACGAGCAUGGAAUCCGGCACGGUUGCUGGGCAACAGGCGAGUAGCUAGCAGACCUGCAAAGGAACAACAACGACAAUGCGCACGAUCCUUCGCCAGGUUGCAGACGCCAUCCCGGGCGCGAGCAACUGCGGCCCACCUGGCCCAGAUCGGGCCCAGAUCCCCCGACUUUGACGACGACGCGCUGCCGCCGACCUCCUUCGACCUGUUCGUCAACGAGGCCGCCGAGGCGGGCGCCACCACCGGGGCCGGGGACGACAGCCGCGUGCACCUCCGCGCGCAGCAGCGCAAUGGCAGGAAGACGCUGACCACGGUGCAGGGGCUUAGCAAGGGCUACGACUACGCCAAGGUGCUGCGGGACCUCAAGCGGGAGCUCUGCUGCAACGGCACCGUCAUCGAGGACAAGGAGCUCGGCAACGACAUCCAGCUGCAGGGCGACCACCGCAAGAAGGUCGCCGCCAUCAUCGCCAAGGCCGGGCUCGCAAAGAUGGACUGCAUCAAGGUCCACGGCUUCUAG